Drechmeria coniospora is the source of this 915-nucleotide messenger RNA. RefSeq lists its product as uncharacterized. The transcript has 3 exons. Gene Ontology annotation, molecular function: serine-type endopeptidase activity. NCBI's taxonomy places the organism in Eukaryota, Fungi, Ascomycota, Sordariomycetes, Hypocreales, Ophiocordycipitaceae. The coding region runs from base 1 to 915 and encodes 304 amino acids. The record is from RefSeq and is a predicted model, not a curated record.
AUGCCACCUUCGCCGCCAGGCUCAGAUUCCGACUAUGGGCAGAGCAAGCUCACCACGCCCAACCAUGCAACAAAGCUUCUGAGACGGCUUGCAGCAAUGACCUUCACUCACGCUCCCGUCACGCGGCUCGCGGUCUUGGGGCUCGUUUCGGCCUCGAUCGCCGCGAGCAUGCUCGACAUCAAGCAUUACUUCUACAUUCUCAUCGACACCCACCUCUGGCGAUACCGGCAACUCUGGCGCCUCCUGGCGUAUCAGCUGUGCUACACCAACUCGGCCGAGGUGCUCUUCGCCGCCAUGUCGUUGUACAAUCUCCGAGUCGUCGAGAGGUUCUGGGGGCCCCGGAAGUACGCGUCAUUCCUCGUCAUCGCCUUUCUCCUCACCGCCGUCGUGCCCCCCCUGAUCAUGGCCGUCCUGCGCCCGCUGUGGCCAGGCCUCUUCAACUACGUGCCGGCUGGUCCGACGCCCGUCAUCUUCGCCGUCCUCGCCCAGUUCUACGCCAUGGUUCCGCACAUGUACAAGUACCAGGUGGCCACCUCCCAGGCGCCGCCGACGAGCGAACCCUUCUCCGGCUUGACCUUCUCCGACAAGUCGUACCAGUACAUCAUCGCCUUUCACCUCUCCCUCCUGCAGUGGCCUGGCUCCAUCGUCGGCGCCGCCGCAGGCUGGCUCGUCGGCCACGCCUGGAGGGGCGGCGUGCUCCCCGCCCCGCUCGUCGCAUGGCGACUCCCCGGCUGGAUGGUCGGCCUCAGCUCGCAGCGACGAAGCGCCGAGUUUGACGGCCUGCGAAGGAGACUCGAGGUCGAGACGUUGGCCGCCGGCGUCUCUACCGGCGUCCAAGGCCAAGCCGACGCUUCCUUAACGGAAAGAAGACCGCUGCGGCAGCAGAUUGUUGACCAGUUCCGCGAAGCAUUGUAG